CUUAUAAAACCAUUUUAAUUAAAAAGUAAUUGUUUACGUUCUCUUUACAACAUUGAGUCGUUGAAGCGGUGAACGUUCAUAAAUAAAUAUGAUAUCCUUGAAACAUAUGGCACAGUCAAUGUAGGCGGGGUGGUGUGAAUCGUGCAGGUGGUACAGUCAGGAUGCCGUAUCGGCAAAGCCAUGUGGAAAUUAAUGGAAUCCACACACAAGUAUUAAUUGGGACUUUGAACUUUAAAAAACGCACAGAUUGUACAUCUGGUUGGUAGUGGGUUAGAUUGUACAUACAUACGAUAUUCACAGUAGUGACGGUAGCAGCACUGUGCUGUCAUUAUUUCCUACUGCGUUGCUGGUGCAGAUAGAGGACCAACCAUGACCGACAGAGACAGGAGUGACCCUACCGAGCCUUUGAACCCAAACGCAGGAGAGCAGCCGCCAAGUUACAGCUCCACCUACCCGUCCCCUCCACCUGUGGGGGCAAACCCUGUCUACUUACCGGCCAGUCCACCGGGCUACAGCGACGUGUUCCAGACAGGGGAAAAGCAGCCGAUUAACGCGCCGCCAAUAAGCCAGCCCCACAGUGUUCCUGGCCCGGCUCCAGUACCGGGGCCGCCUCCCUUGACAACGGGCAACUAUCAGGCUGGACAAACCACGAUCAUCGCAACUCAGACGAUUUUUAGCGCGUUCCCCAUGAUGGUAACCUGCCCUCAAUGCACGCAGCAUGUAACAACUCGCGUGCACUAUGUCACUGGUCUUCUGACUUGGCUGUUGGCUGUUCUGAUGUGCUUAUUUGGUUUGUUCCUGGGCUGCUGUCUGAUUCCAUUCUGCUUUGAUGGGUGUAAGGACGCCAUCCACUCCUGCCCUAACUGCCACUGUGUCCUGGGGACUUACAAACGGAUAUAAUAGAGAAAAUGUGGACACUCGGGAAAACCCAAAGAGGACAACAAUUUGCUGAGCCCCUCGGGCCAAAAUUUAGUAACUGUCUACAUUGCAGAAAAAGUAGUGUAAAGGUGUAUCUUAAAGCUACAUUCUAUGGAAGCAAUCCUCCUAUGUAGUUGCACAGAAAACUCCGUAGGCAUUAGAAAGCAGCGUUGUUUACUGAAAUGUUUUGUCUCUGGCUGCAAUGUCCCUUCAUUUCCAUUAGAACAACACGUGUUGCUGUCUGUGAUGCUCCCGGGUCAUUUGCAAGUACCAUUGAAACAUUUUGCUUUUGGGAAUAUUGUGGUUAUGAAGAUGCAGUGGCUCCUACGGAGCCAGAGCCGUCGCAUUAACUGUACGAGGACUCAUUCUAAUCGUUUAUAGAAGAAAUUUAUGACAACAAAAAUCAAUCAAACAUUUACUGCUGUCGUGCUUUGUAGGUUAAUGUUUUGUAGAAUAUAUUCUAUGCACUCUGCUUUCUGAAAACUCUAACCCUUGUAAUGUCCCAAAACUAUGUUUUGGUUUUUUUUUUUUUAAUUUUUUUCUCUCCUUGGACGUGAAAUGUUCUCAUUUUGAGGGUUUAAAGUUUGAAUCCAGAGACUUGGUGUCGGGGCUGUGGUUUAAUAAAUGGUUUGAUUUGCUUUUCUAAAACUCGACCGUGCA
Messenger RNA from Acanthaster planci (crown-of-thorns starfish), 1578 nucleotides. Its product is annotated as lipopolysaccharide-induced tumor necrosis factor-alpha factor homolog. Gene Ontology annotation, molecular function: zinc ion binding. The record is from RefSeq and is a predicted model, not a curated record. Lineage: Eukaryota; Metazoa; Echinodermata; Asteroidea; Valvatida; Acanthasteridae.